UAAUUCGAUUCUGUCAAUGAGCAUCUAACCUUUCUUUCUCAUUCCUUCCACGUUUCUAGUGUGAGGUGUUUCCGUUGUGCUCCCUGAUUUAAUCCAAUAAUAAUUAAUUUAAAAUGGCUUUCACCAGUUUGAAAAAUGAUAAAGAAUUGAAAGCUUUCAACACUUUCCUCGAAAACAAGAGUUAUGUUUCUGGAUAUUCUGUAUCCAAGGCUGACUUUGACACACUGAAACUCUUGGCUAAGGCACCUGAAGCAAGUUACGCCCACGUUCUCCGUUGGUACAAUCACAUUAAAUCUUUCGAGGAAGAUAAAUCUGCACCAGCAUGCCCCAUGAAAACCGCCACAACAACCACAGCACCUAAGAAACAGGAAACCAAGGAAGAAGACGAUGAUGUCGAUCUCUUUGGUUCAGACGAUGAGGAGGAAUCAGAAGAUGCACAACGUAUCAGGGAAGAAAGGUUAAAGGCAUACAAUGAGAAGAAAUCUAAGAAACCCGAACUUAUUGCCAAAUCUUCCAUCGUUCUUGAUGUUAAACCCUGGGACGAUGAGACUGACAUGAAAGCAAUGGAAAAACAAGUUCGUACUAUUGAAAUGGAUGGACUUGUUUGGGGGGCCUCAAAACUUGUACCAGUCGGUUACGGUAUAAACAAAUUACAAAUUAUGUGUGUUGUUGAAGAUGCCAAGGUUUCAGUUGAUCUUUUGACAGAAACCAUUCAAGAUUUUGAAGAUUUUGUCCAAUCUGUUGAUAUUGCCGCUUUUAACAAGAUUUAAGUUUGUGAAAUGAUUUUGCAAUAAAGUAUCUUCUUUUAA
This is a messenger RNA of Harmonia axyridis, 809 nucleotides long. RefSeq names its product elongation factor 1-beta'-like. Bases 114 to 770 code for a protein of 218 amino acids. The record is from RefSeq and is a predicted model, not a curated record. Gene Ontology annotation, cellular component: cytosol; eukaryotic translation elongation factor 1 complex. Gene Ontology annotation, molecular function: translation elongation factor activity; guanyl-nucleotide exchange factor activity. NCBI's taxonomy places the organism in Eukaryota, Metazoa, Arthropoda, Insecta, Coleoptera, Coccinellidae. Gene Ontology annotation, biological process: translational elongation. The transcript has 2 exons.